Molecule: messenger RNA, 1044 nt
Organism: Diabrotica balteata
Lineage: Eukaryota; Metazoa; Arthropoda; Insecta; Coleoptera; Chrysomelidae
Source: the annotation of a GenBank genome assembly
AUGGCGGAUGUAAACAUGAGCAGUGAAGCAUCGGAGCCUUUCGGAUCCGAUUUCAGCGAUAUAGAUAGCAAUUAUAAUCCCAGUUCUUCAAAUAUCGAGUCUUCAGACGAGAAUAAUGAUGAUUCGAGUGAAAAAAACUCAAUAAAUGGGUUGUCGAACACUAAGAAACAAGACAAUGAUGAAUCAGAAGGCAAAUCUCACCAACUUUCCAAAAAGAUAGUAAGAAAUCUUGAGAAUCAUGCAUGGUAUAAAAGGAAGAUAGCCAUGGAGAAAGGAGAAGAAUAUGUCACGGAAGAAGAAAAACGUAAAAAUGCUAAAAAACUUGUAGUUGGACCAUGUUCGUGCAAAAUAAAGUGCCAUAUGAAAAUUUUAAACGAACGAAAUUUACGUAGGUCCAAAACUCGUGUAUAUUCUUUACCGGAUGAAAAUGGUUGUGACCAAGUGGUAGGAAAAUACAGUGCCGUGGCUAAAAAUUAUGAAGCAAUGUCAGAACUAUUGCAAGAGGACUAUAAUAAUCAAGAAGCCGAAAAGUAUCUUGAACAGGCGGCCUACUUUUAUCAAUUGGAUAAAAGAUAUUGGGCGUCAAAUAAAUGUUUGGAACAAAUCGCAGAAGGAGCUGCUUUGGCAUCAGAUUAUGUUAAGGCAAUCAAAAUCUUUGAAGGAAUCGCUUGUUUCGAAUUAUCUAGCUCGACAAGGAAACACGUAGCGAAUGAAUACUUUUUCAGAUGUGCCAUAUGUGUUCUUUGCGCUGGUGCUAGUGUUACAAAAAGAUUACUUACUUACAUUUACAUAUUUCCACCUUUUAAAAUGUCCAGAGAAUAUGAACUAGUUGUGUGUUUAGCAGAAUGCAUCAACGAUAAUGACUUAGAAGGGUUUGAGUAUGCUGUAAGAAUAUUUGAUUCCCAAACCGAACUGAGCCAGUGGCACGUGACACUGCUGUUGAGGGCUAGAAAUCAGAUCACUGAAAAGGAACAUCUUAUACUGUGAUUUAAUCUCAACCAUACAAAUCAUGAACGUGAAAGUUCAAUAAACUUAUUACUUAUA